This is a messenger RNA of Telopea speciosissima, 986 nucleotides long. RefSeq names its product psbP domain-containing protein 7, chloroplastic. Bases 39 to 953 code for a protein of 304 amino acids. Gene Ontology annotation, molecular function: calcium ion binding. The record is from RefSeq and is a predicted model, not a curated record. Gene Ontology annotation, biological process: photosynthesis. NCBI's taxonomy places the organism in Eukaryota, Viridiplantae, Streptophyta, Magnoliopsida, Proteales, Proteaceae. The transcript has 4 exons. Gene Ontology annotation, cellular component: photosystem II oxygen evolving complex; photosystem II; extrinsic component of membrane.
GAAUUGGAGGGAAGAAGCAGAUAAGAUGAGAGAAGGUAAUGGCCUUACACUUGCAACCUUGCUUUACCAUUACCAGCAAAAGCAAAACCCAUCGCCUACACCGGAUUUAUCAGACACAAUAUUCCGGUGACCGAAAAGAGAGCAGCUCACAGGAGGAAACACCCCGACUGGGGAAAUCUCCAGCGGAAGACUUUGCACCCUUAGCUUCUGUGUUUAGGUGGCGGCUUCUUACCGGUGUUGGCUCUGCUUCCCUCGUUGCCCUCGGCGCUAACUUCACUGGAAUCACAAGCUUUCUUCUGGGUCUCUCCCCGGAGACUGGGAGGAAUCUGAAGCUGGACAUCGUUUAUCCCAUCGGUGGUUACAAUCGUUCCCUCGACACCUCCCAAGGCUUCGAAUUCAUCUAUCCAGUGAAUUGGGUGGGAGAUCAGACACUGUUGUACAGAGCAAUCGGGAAGGCAGAGUCUGAGAGAUCCCUCGACCCUCCUCCCUUAAUCAACAACCAAGCAAUAUCUCCCUCACGUCGUCGUCGCCAGGAUUUCAGUGACCCCGUGGUUGCAUUCGGCCCUCCAGGCUCCAACGGGGAGCUUAAUGUCAGCGUCAUUGUUUCUCGUGUUCCUCUUGAUUUCUCAAUUGAAGCUUUUGGGGGGCCAAAAGAAGUUGGGGAGGCAGUGAUGAGGACAAUUGCAGGAGGAGGAUCAUCAGGUCGAGGAGUUGCAGAUGUUAAAGCAACUCUCAUGGAAUUAACAGUGAGAGAGGAUCCAACGAAGAAAGUGAAUUACUACAAACUGGAUUUCAGGGUGGAAGGCUCCUCGUUCCGCCGUCACAAUGUGGCGAUUUGCUGUGCUCGUGGUGGCCGGUUGUUCAGUCUAAAUGCGCAAGCGCCUGAAUCUGCUUGGACGGACAUCAAACCAGUCUUCUACACCAUUGCUGAUUCUUUCAUCAUUACCUCUUAAGAAAGUGUUAACAGAUGCCUCUAUCCUCAUCAU